AUGUCGGCCUACACCCCACCUUCAUUCCCGACCACCAGCUUCCCGCCCACCACCACCACCGGUUACCAUGUGUACACCCUGCCCCCGUCUCCCACCAGCUCGGGUCUCUGGUGGCACCACCACCGCCCGCACCGAGUCCACAAGGGGCUCAGCGGCGGCGCCAUCGCCGGCAUCGUCGUUGGCGUCUUGGCCUUUGUGGCUCUCCUCGGCGCCCUUGCCUUCUUCCUCAUUCGCAGGCGCCGUCGCGCUCGCCUGACUUCCGCCAAGUAUCUGGACAUGGAGAAGCCUAGCACCGCCACCAAGGCGCCGUACAACCUCGGGACCGUCCCGGCGACGGACAGGCUGUCGCCGGAAGCGCACUCGGCGCCUGGAUCGGAGCGCGGUGGGGUCGUCUGA
Apiotrichum porosum is the source of this 396-nucleotide messenger RNA. RefSeq lists its product as uncharacterized. Bases 1 to 396 code for a protein of 131 amino acids. The record is from RefSeq and is a predicted model, not a curated record. The transcript has a single exon. Lineage: Eukaryota; Fungi; Basidiomycota; Tremellomycetes; Trichosporonales; Trichosporonaceae.